This is a messenger RNA of Radiomyces spectabilis, 699 nucleotides long. Its product is annotated as ML domain-containing protein. The transcript is spliced from 4 exons. The coding region runs from base 35 to 532 and encodes 165 amino acids. Lineage: Eukaryota; Fungi; Mucoromycota; Mucoromycetes; Mucorales; Radiomycetaceae. Gene Ontology annotation, biological process: intracellular sterol transport. The record is from RefSeq and is a predicted model, not a curated record. Gene Ontology annotation, molecular function: sterol binding.
UCUGGCUUCCCGCUUUCUCGUUUUCUUCGAAAAAAUGAAAGUGUUUACGUCUCUUUUGCUCACUGCCUUACUAGCCACGCUGGUGCGUGCAUUCACUCCCAACUUUAUCAUUCAAGAUGGAGUUCAGCCUUUCAAGAAAUCGACCGACCUCAUUGAAAAUUGUGGCGAUCCCGAUGAUAUUUUGGAGAUUGACUACAUCACACUUGACCCCGAUCCACCAAUGAGAGGCCAGAACUUGACGAUUGACUUCAAGGGCACCUUAAGUAAAGAGGUGCCGGAGGGUACCGUAGCUCAUGUGGAGGUCAAAUUCGGUCGUAUCAGUCUUCUGAGAAAAGAUUUCGAUCUUUGCCAUGAAAUCGAGAACCUCGAAGAACAUUGCCCCAUUCCCAAGGGUGAAUUGGUCUUUACCAAACAAGUCACUUUACCCUCCCAAAUUCCUCCCGGUCGAUACACCGUCAAAGCCGUUAUUGACACGCCUGACGAUGAAGAAGUAGCUUGCCUCAUUGGACGUGCCACCUUUUCACGUCGUUGAGUCAAGCAAAUCACAGCAAAAUACAAACCGAUACAGUCGAUGAUAUGAUGUUAAUAAACAGCGUCAAGCUGAGUUAUUCUUGGUGAUUUAUUUUCUCAGUUGUUAUGCGUGAUGCCGUUCCGAAAUAAAGAGAGAGUUCACGUCAAGCAAUGGGGCCGUGUUUUCAA